Messenger RNA from Polistes canadensis, 2083 nucleotides. RefSeq lists its product as uncharacterized. Gene Ontology annotation, biological process: proteasome-mediated ubiquitin-dependent protein catabolic process; regulation of proteolysis. The transcript has a single exon. The coding region runs from base 804 to 1745 and encodes 313 amino acids. NCBI's taxonomy places the organism in Eukaryota, Metazoa, Arthropoda, Insecta, Hymenoptera, Vespidae. Gene Ontology annotation, molecular function: ubiquitin protein ligase binding. Gene Ontology annotation, cellular component: nucleus; cytoplasm. The record is from RefSeq and is a predicted model, not a curated record.
UUAAAUUUAUAUGUAUUACAGAGAGAAUAUUCCAAUGAAACAAACAGUUUAAGAACUUUAACUUUAAUAUUAUGGUACAUGGAAAUACAAAAUGUCGAAUAGUGGUUCAAUACGAUGGUCAUGCUUCUUCGAAUCAUUCGAUUUGAAAAAAAAAAAUACAAUUACGUAUUGAUUUGUUAUCAUUGUGAUAACGAUUAAACGAUUCAAUUCUUAAUAGCAAAUUGAUAAUAUUAUUAUUAUCGAUUAUUAUCAAUCUGUUUCCUCUCUGUUUCCUUCUCUUUCUUUCUCUCUCUCUCUUUCUCAAAUUUCAAAUUUACGAAUACAUGUUUUAAUUGACUGUUAAUUAUUGUUUUCUUAUUAGCGACCCACAUACAAGUCGUUCGUGCAAAGGCUUCGUAUUAAUACUGAUCCAUAUAAAGAUUGUAUCAUAUAUAUGUUAGAUCGAAUUUCGUAUAUAGAAAGAUAAUCGCGUAAACAUAAACAAUAACACACACGGUUAGAGUUAUUAUAGAAAUUUAAAUAUUCCUAAAUUUGUGGAAACACUAUUGGCGCCACAUUAGUAAAUUUAUCGUUACAAAUAAUAUUAGUUUGAUAAUAAUACGUAAAGGUAUUUCUUCCGUAUAUAUUAUCAGCGAAUAUUUUCGUUUCAUUAGUUGUAACAAUUUGAACUACCAUAAAGUGUGAAGUUAAAUAAGCGAAAUAUCAAAAAUUUGAAAUAAAAUUCAAUAGACCGCACAUUAAUUGUUAUAUAUAUAAAAAAAGAAAAAUAUCAAAGUGUGUUAUAGUUUCGUAGAUCAUAAAAUAUGAGUGAAUUUAUUUUGAAUGGUAGUUCAAGUCCGUUUAAUUGUCUAAUAGACAAUGGUUUUGGAAUAAGUACUACCUUUUAUUCGUAUCUAGUUCUUACUCCCAUAGAUGGGGAAACACUUGUAACUCCAAUAUUUUAUUUAAACGGCAGUGAAACAAUGGUUCAUUUAGAAAUAAAUUGGAAAAGCGAUAUGAUUAGAGUUCGGUUGGUUACCGAAUAUGAAUUAUUUGACACGAAACCACACAUAACAAAAAUAACCAUAAGCCAAGAUAAUAGAAAAAAUAAGCAAAUGCAUAUAUUCAAUAGGAAAUAUAUGGAUGAGAAAUGGUGGAUGGAAUUUAAACGACCAAAAUUUGAUGAACCAAAGUUUCUAGAAUUUCUAUUUAGUUUCAUAUACGAUGAAAGAAGAAGAACAAUUAACAGCAUAAUAUCACGUAAAAUGGAUCUCUACGAACGUUUGAAUAAAUUGUAUAAAGAUAAGACGUAUGCGGAUCUUAAAAUAAGAGUUGGCGAGGUAGAAUUUUUAGCUCACAAAGCGAUACUCGCUGCUAAAAGUCCUGUAUUCGCAGAUAUGUUCAAUCAUAUUACGAAUGCCGAAAGUGAUAAUGUUAUUAUUAUUAAUGACAUCGAUCCGAAAAUAUUCGAAAUUUUCUUGAAAUAUCUUUAUCUCAGCGAGAUCGACCAUAUUCCAAGAACAAACACUAAUUAUUUUCUACAUUUAAUCCAAAUAUCAAUAAUUUAUAAGGUCGAUGAUUUUACAUUGGCAAUGAGUAAAUUGGCAAUGAAUUCAUUAACUCCUGAAAAUCUUCAAAAAUGGCUUAUCUAUGGUGUUGAUUUAAACUUAGAAUAUAUUCAAGGAGUGACUACAUCUUGUAUUAGAAAUUGUACUAAUUCCGGGGUUCCUUACCUUUCAAAAUUUAAUAACAAUAAUAUAUUAUAAGAUAUAAUACCCGGAUGUUCAACGAUAACAAAAUAUAUUGUUAGAAAUUGUAGCGAUAAUUAAUACUCCGUAAUACAAUUCUUCACUUUUUUAUUUAUAUUUUUUCUUUUUUAUAUUAUUUCAAAAAUUCAAAUCAAAUGUUAAAUCCCGACACGAUGAUUAGACGAUUUCUUUGUCGAUCUAAAAAAUAUACCAAAGUUCUAACAAAGAAUGUAUUAAUGUAAAAUAUGUAUAAUUGUAAAAAUAAAAUAUGUAAUGUAUUAUAAUUAAUGUAAAAUAUAAAUGCUCAAAGUCGUUAGCAUUUAAAUUUCCAUAAAUAAAGUUGUAAUUAAACGUUA